Cherax quadricarinatus is the source of this 1844-nucleotide messenger RNA. NCBI's taxonomy places the organism in Eukaryota, Metazoa, Arthropoda, Malacostraca, Decapoda, Parastacidae. The record is from RefSeq and is a predicted model, not a curated record.
UUAAAGAGUAUGGAUACAGCUCCUCUGCACAGGGGAGACAGUAGAGCGCCAACCAAAAAUUACAGACCAGAAGCCCUAACAUCAUAAAAGUCAUUGAAAGAGUGAUGAGACGUCACAUUACAAAGUUUAUAUAACAGCACAACGAGUUUAUGUUUUAGACAAAUAGUUUAGAGAACCGACAAGAUGAUAAAUUAGACAAAUAUUUAACACUUGGGUAUCUUUAUUGUGAAGAUGUUUCGCCCCACAGUGGCUUCAUCAGUCCAAUACAAAGAAGAAUAGUGAAGAUCCCAACAUGCUGGCGCCAUUUUUGUCUUUAGGAAGGCGCCAGGAAUAACAGAAUGAAAUCGGAUAUGCUGAAAAAAAAAGCCUAAAUGACAUAACCAGGUUUUUUAAUUAGUACGAAGGUUGUGGAGUGAUGUAUUGUAUAUAUAGUGUAUUAGGUGUUCAAACCCAGUCAUGAGUAUUAUUAUUAUUAUUAUUAUUAUUAUUAUUAUUAUUAUUAUUAUUAUUAUUAUUAUUAUUAUAUUAUUAUUAUUAUUAUUAUUAUUGUUAUCAUCAUCAUCAUCAUCAUCAUCAUCAUCAUCAUCAUCAUCAUCAUCAUCAUCAUCAUCAUCAUCAUCAUCAUAAAAUUAAAAAAGCGCUGUACAAAUAAGGGUUCAUUAAAAAAAAGCUAUCGAGUGUAGAGACAACAAUCAUCUUAAGAGAUACAAUCACGCAUCACUUGCACUUAUUAAUGGCGCCGCACACUAAGAAGUUUAGAUUUCUUGUCGCAUUUUUUGCACGUUUUAAUUGUUAAGAACGUUAAUGUAACAUGCACCAAUACACGAGCACUGUUCCCAUGACCCCAAGGCUGGGAGAACGUAGAACUGUAAUGUAAACACUGUUCUCGUGACCCCCAAAGCCGGGAGAGCGUAGAGCUGUAGUGUAAACACUUCUCGUGACCCCCAAAGCCGGGAGAGCGUAGAGCUGUAUUGUAAAUACUUCUCGUGACCCCAAAACCGGGAGAGCGUAGAGCUGUAGUGCAAACACCUAACGCAUGCGUUAGGUGCAAACACCUAACUCCGUGCAUGACACACGGGAGGGUGAGUAAAAAAAAAAUAGCAUAUUACGAAUUUCACAAAACAUUUUCUGGUGUUACGGUUGAGGGAGAUGAUGAUGGCAAGGUCAGAGGAAGGUGUGAGGGCGUGUCUGGUGCACAUAUAUAAACAGCGACCCACGAGCCUCACCCAGCAGAGUCUGGCUCCACCACACACACGCACACCAUGAAGACCCUGGUUGUUUUGGCAGUGAUAGGCGUGUGUUCGGGCGGCUAUCAGGCCUACAACCCUGGCUAUGGCUACGACGUUCAGCCCAAGUAUGUGGGACCCGUGGCUUCCGUCAUCCCCGCUGGUGUGGACGGUAAGAUCAUCCCCGUCUCAGACACCUACGAGGUCGCUGCUGCUAAAGAUGCCUUCUUCAAGGCCUACAACGACCAGCUGGAUGUUAUCAAGUCUCGUCGUUAUGGCACCCCCGGCUACGCCUCAGCUCUCCCUGUCUAUAAAGCUUCUGUUGCCCCCGCCUUCAUCUCCGGCGGCGCCUACGGUCCACCAGCAGUGUCCUACGGUGCACCAGCAGUGUCUUACGGUGCCCCGGCUGGGUUCUUCGGCACCUCAACCGGGACCUACGGCGCUCCCGGAGUGUCCUACGGUGGUCCUCCCGGCGCCUACAAGAACCCCGGCUACCACGGUCCUCCCACUCAGGUCCCCGACACUCCCGAGGUGUCCGCCGCCAAGCAUGAGUUCUUCAAGCUCUACGCAAGCAACAGCAGCCUGCCGGCCGCCCCAGACCUCUACACCUACCACUGA